Messenger RNA from Nicotiana tabacum (common tobacco), 2502 nucleotides. RefSeq lists its product as uncharacterized. Lineage: Eukaryota; Viridiplantae; Streptophyta; Magnoliopsida; Solanales; Solanaceae. The record is from RefSeq and is a predicted model, not a curated record.
CCUAAUGGUUCUAUAGAUUCUUUUCAAGAUCUGAAGCAAAUUUAAUGAUCAACACCAAUUUUUCUGAUCUGGGUUUGCUUCAUUUUUCAUACUGGUUCCAGUUUUAGUUUGUAAGCAUGCUGUUUCCUAGAACUGGAAGUUAGUGUAACUUCUUUCUAUAGAUUUCUUGGGUGGAAAUUGGCUUAAAGUUCUGGACUUUGAGAUGGCAAGCAUAGAGGAGGCACUAAAAGCUAAAGCAAAUGCUGAAAUGAAAUAUGCAGAGAGAGAUUUUCUGGGUGCCAAAAACUAUGCUUUAAAAGCUCAUAUGUUGUGCCCUCAUUUAGUGGGUAUAUCACAAAUGGUGGCCGCAUUUGGGGUUCAUAGUGCUGCAGCAACGAAGGUUAAUGGAGAAUUUGAUUUUUACGGGAUACUGGGUUCAGAUCCAUCUUCAAACAGGGCUAAGUUGAAGAAAGAAUAUAGAAAGCUGUCCGUGUUACUCAAUCCUGAUAAAAAUAAAAGAUUUGGAGCUGAUGCCGCAUUUAGGCUUGUUUCUGAAGCGUGGAGAGUAUUAUUGGAUGGUGCUAAAAGAAGCUCGUAUGAUCGGAGGAGAAGUUUAUUUACAGUACAUGCUUCUGGUGUUGUUAACGUUGGCAAUUACUCCAAUUUUUCACCUUCUCAUAACAGACUUGACACGUUUUGGACUGUUUGUACCUCUUGUCAGGUUCAGUACGAAUAUCAUAGGAAGUAUGUGAACAAAAGACUGUCCUGUAAAAACUGUUACGGGUUUUUUAUUGCUGUUGAAACAGGUCUGGCCGCUGUAAGUGGUGCCUAUGCAAAUAGUAAUUGGCGUUGUUCACCGGAGAAUGGAUAUGGAAGCCAUGGUCGUAACGUUGCAUAUGUUCCCACAAUGUCUAUUUAUUCAGCGAAUAAUGGUGUUACAGAACAUCAUUCUGGACAUGGUUCUGAAAAUAUGGUCGCUGAUGUUGUUCUCAACGGGUAUUCUGUGUGCAAUGAGCAACCAUUCAGCCGACGUGGUAGGCCUUUUAAGAAAAGAAAACUUAUUGUUGAAAGUACAUAUUGUUAUAAUGGUGAAGUGGCUCUAGCAACUGCUACAGAAAUCACAAGUGCAGAUGGAAACAAGAACGGGAAUAUGAAACAAGAUGCUAAGCUUCCUACUCCGUCGGAAACUUCAAUCCGUAGAUGUUUAACGGCUCCUGCAUUUGAUGUCAGACAAUUAUUAAUUGACAAGGCAAGAACAUAUAUCAGCAAGAAACUAGAACAGAUCAGGUCGGCUGCAGAAACUGGCUCGUUGACGAUAACUGUCCCGGACUCUGACUUCCAUGAUUUUGACAAAGACAGAUCAGAGGAUUGUUUCAAACCGAAGCAAAUAUGGGCUUUAUAUGAUGAGGAAGAUGGUAUGCCUCGCUUGUAUUGUCUGAUCCGUGAAGUCAUCUCUGUGAAUCCGUUUAGGGUUCAUAUCAGCUACUUAAGUUCGAAAUCAGACCGUGAAUUCGGACUGGUGAAUUGGCUGGAUUCCGGUUUUACCAAGUCAUGUGGAAAUUUUAGGGUCUUUAACUCUGAAAUCGUGGAGCAGGUGAAUAUAUUUUCUCAUCUUUUAAGUAGUGAGAAGGCUGGUAGAGGAGGUUGUGUUAGAAUCUACCCGAAAAGCGGGGAUGUUUGGGCCGUAUAUCGAAAUUGGUCACCAGAUUGGAACAGAGAAACUCCUGAGGAAGUGAGACACGGAUAUGAAAUGGUGGAGGUCCUCAAUGAUUAUUCCGAGGAGCUUGGUGUCUCUGUUACUCCAUUGGUUAAAUUAGAUGGAUUCAAGACGAUAUACAAAAGAAACAUGGACAAGGAUGCCAUUCGAUGGAUUCCAAGAAGAGAGAUGUUACGAUUUUCACAUCAAGUUCCGUCUUGUUUACUGAAACGGGAAGGUAUGAAUUUGCCAGUCGGGUGCUGGGAUCUUGACCCUGCUGCAACUCCCGAAGAUUUACUUAACGGAGUAAAUGAGGGGGAACAAGGACCUAGUCUAGCUGAAAGCUAUGAUCUCAAUGAGACAUCUCAGGCUGAAACCAAAACAUUAGUCAGAGAAAAGCUUGAAAAGACAGAAUAUGUUGCUAUUCCGGACAAGUUCUCUGGGGCUACGUGUGACUUGUAAACUAAAAACUGUUCAGACCUUCCACCAGGUUUCCUGAAUCUGUGAAGGCAGUUCAUAAUUGUGAGGAAUCCAGCAAAAUGUACUGUUUCACCGCUACACCAGCUGAGCACAUCCAAGCUGUGACAGAAGUGUAGGUGAAGUAAAUGCCGAGCAAUAGGAAGGUAGAGUUUGAGAUUCUUUGAGGUGUUAUGUAUAUGUUUAGCUUUUCCCAUGAAAUGAAGUUUUAGUUCUUUACACAAUUUGUCUUAUCUUCUUGAUUUUAACUUUAUCUUGUUGCAGCUCAUCGUACCUUGUCCUCAUUUUUGGUGACUCUCUUUAUGUGCUGAUUUCUCAAUCAUUUUUUGCUAUCCAGUUGUAUAUCACAC